Molecule: messenger RNA, 1798 nt
Organism: Amphimedon queenslandica
Lineage: Eukaryota; Metazoa; Porifera; Demospongiae; Haplosclerida; Niphatidae
Product: ribosomal protein S6 kinase beta-2-like
Exons: 15
Coding region: 125-1717 (530 amino acids)
Biological process (GO): protein phosphorylation
Molecular function (GO): ATP binding; protein serine/threonine kinase activity
Source: RefSeq, a predicted model, not a curated record
GCCCCCGGCCUCUCUUCCCAGCAGUCAUUAUAUAAUCCCUGCACCAUUUGUCUUUCACGUGUUGUUUGGACUGUUUCCUUUUCAAGAGAGGGCAGGAUCAAUCCGUGCCAUAAUUCUACUGAUAAUGUCAGACCCUGACCUAGCUGAUGGACUGGAACUAGAUCAAGAAGAGAUAGGAUCUGAUGAUGAAGUUGAAGAAAUGAUGGAUGGUACAUUAAUAGAAGAUAAUUCUGGUCUUGUAUCUGGUGGAGUGAACAUUGACUCAACUGCAGGCUGUCUGGAGACAUUGGACAUCACUCCAGAAUCGAUAAACAACACUCCGGAGAAGAUAGGCCCUGAUUGUUUUGAAUUGUUGAAGGUCCUCGGUAAAGGAGGCUAUGGAAAGGUGUUCCAGGUCCGUAAGAGGACAGGUGGUAAGGAUAAAGGAAGAAUAUUUGCAAUGAAAGUUUUAAAGAAAGCUUCCAUUGUAAGGAGUAAGAAGGACACUAUGCACACUAGGAGCGAGAGGAACAUUCUGGAAGCUAUCCAACAUCCCUUCAUCGUGAGCCUGUUGUAUGCAUUCCAGACUAAUGGUAAACUGUAUUUGAUACUGGACUACCUCAGUGGUGGUGAACUGUUUGCCUUAUUGGAGAGAGAAGGAGUGUUCCUUGAAGACACUGCCAGCUUCUAUUUAGCUGAAAUUACACUAGCAAUCGGACACCUCCACAGCAAUGGUAUCAUAUACAGAGACCUCAAGCCUGAGAAUAUAAUGCUCAAUGGAAAAGGACACGUUGUUUUAACUGAUUUUGGACUCAGUAAAGAAUCACUUCAUGGAGAAGCAACCACCAACACAUUCUGUGGUACCAUUGAAUACAUGGCUCCGGAGAUACUGCAGCGUAUAGGCCAUGGGAAAGCAGUUGAUUGGUGGAGUCUGGGUACUUUAAUGUACGACAUGCUGACAGGAGCCCCGCCAUUUUGUGCUGACAAUAGAAAGAAGACGAUAGAUAGAAUAUUACACGGUCGAUUGUAUCUACCUCCAUAUUUAACAGCUGAUGCUAAGGAUAUCAUAAAGAAGCUACUUAAGAGACACCCUCCAAACAGACUGGGGAGUGGCCCCGAGGACAAUAAACCAAUUAAAGAGCAUCGUUUCUUUAAGAUGAUAAAUUGGGAGGAUUUAUUUAAUCAAAAGGUUGAACCACCUUUCAAGAUACCAGUGAGAGGAGAUGAUGAUGUCAGUCAGUUUGAUACUAAGUUCACUACACUCCUCCCAGUGGAUUCACCUGUUGAUACUACCAUCAGUGCCAGUGCUGAUAUGAACUUUAAAGGGUUCACUUACAUUGCUGACUCUUUCCUGGAGGAUGUCUAUUCUCAUUCAGUCAGUUCUCCUUCUUCCUAUCGGAACAGACCCUUGAGGUCACCUCAUAAGCACCUGUCACCGGUUACCACGGAAACCAAUCAAGUGUUUGGUUUCAACGCCCCCUCUCCCCUUACGGUCUCAUCAACUGCUGCCUCCUCCCUACUCUACACUCAGAGCACUAUAAUGGAGGAAACUUCGGGUAAUAGUACAAUGAUAAAGGCACCGGUGGUUAAUGGCAGUGACCACUCCCACAUUCCGUUAUUGAAAGGAAUAAACAGUAUCAGAACUAAUGAGGUUGAUAAAGGUAAUUUAGUUUCUCCUGGUUUUAAUCUGAAAUUGUCUCCGCCCGCAAAUAGACCUGCUCAUCUUGGGUUGUCAUGACGAAUAACUCCUCCCCUUUUAAUUAAUGAUUAAUAUUCACAAUGUGAUAACUUAUUAUUUAUUAAUGUCAAAUCAAAUUCU